GCUAGUGUUGGGACUGGCGCUCCCAUGAAGACAUUAGAGGAGUAGGAGGAGGCGCUAAAGGUGUAAACAGGAGCAUUGGGGCAGCCGUGGACUUUAGAGUAAGAGUUAAAAGCUCGCCACAUAAACAGGGAUCCCAACCUGGCGGCAUGGGCGAAGAAUGGGCCAUAAAACGUGGUGAACCCUGAGUGUUUCCUUUCUUGCCCGCACCGCCAGGAUUCUUGACUCGGUAGCUGCGGCGGAUACUAGUGGAUAACAUGGUGUACUUGACUGGAGCAGUCCUCAGCUUUAACCCGCUGGAGAACCUAAAGACUUACAUUACCAAUCGUCCCCCACUGGUCAUUUUUAUGAUCAGUGUUAGCACAGUGGCAAUAGCAUUUUUAACCAUUGGCUACUUUUUCAAAAUAAAGGAAAUCAAAUCACCUGAGAUGACAGAGGACUGGAAUACCUUUCUCUUAAGAUUCAAUGAACUUGAUUUCUGCAUUUCUGAAAAUGAAACCCUAAAGCAUGGUCUGAAUGAGUCGACCACACCAGAGAGCACAGUAACAAGUGUACAGGGCAGAUUAAGCACACAGGCCCCAUCUCUUCUUGAGGACCCAGGACCUAUCAAUAUCUCUGUACCCAUCACCCUCACACUUGAUCCCUUGCGACCUUUUGGAGGAUACUCUCGCAAUAUCACUCACCUUAGUGCUUCUGUACUUGGUCAUCAAGUCAGCCUUACAGGUCGAGAGGCCCAUGAAGAGCUGAAUAUUACUUUCACAUUGCCUGCAGCAUGGAACUCUGAUGAUUGCGUCCUUCAUGGACACUGUGAUCAAGUAGUAUUUAGCACCUGCAUGACCAUCACAGCAGCAAACAGUGUCUUCCCAGUUACCGUCCAGCCUCCCCACUGUAUUCCUGAGACAUACAGCAAUGCCACAGUUUGGUACAAGAUUUUCACUACUGCAAGAGAUGCCAAUACCAAAUACACUCAAGAUUACAACCCCUUCUGGUGUUACAAGGGAGCCAUUGGGAAAGUGUACCAUGCCCUGAACCCCAAGCUUACUGUCAUUGUUCCAGAUGAUGACAGGUCCUUGAUAAACCUGCACUUGAUGCAUACCAGCUACUUCCUAUUUGUGAUGGUCAUUACAAUGUUCUGCUAUGCAGUUAUCAAAGGACGGCCUGGCAAAGUACGACAGAGCAGUUCAGAUUUCUGUCCUGAAAAGGUAGCUUUGUCAGAAGCCUAAAGAAGCAAUUUUUGAAGUUGGGCAGAAAAUGAACUUUAAA
Messenger RNA from Polypterus senegalus (gray bichir), 1260 nucleotides. It is a transcript of the gene tmem248, whose product is annotated as transmembrane protein 248. The transcript has 7 exons. Bases 255 to 1220 code for a protein of 321 amino acids. NCBI's taxonomy places the organism in Eukaryota, Metazoa, Chordata, Cladistia, Polypteriformes, Polypteridae. The record is from RefSeq and is a predicted model, not a curated record.